GAGGGAAAGUCUUCAAGGGAAACCCUUCCCGGAGACUCAUUUGACUUCGGUGGUUCCGAAAGUGGUGAAGGAGCCACUCCGGGCAGAACUCGAGUGUGCCUCGACCUUGAAGGGCUUGCUCAUAACAAACCUUUCAAUGAGGAUUCGGAUGUGUGUGCCAAGAGUGUGCCUGAGCGAACUCACGUUUGCUCAGAGCUACCAACAGUUUCAACCUGGAGCUUUGCGGAUGAAGAUGCGGAGGAGGAGGAUUUAGCGGAAUGCCUCAAAAUCUUCGCUUCUGAAAACGGCAAGGACAAUGUGGAGGCACAUGACCUUCCCAAGUCGCAGCCCAAGGCAUCGACUCGUAGCUCGUGCAGGUUGAUGGACAUUGUUCUGCGACGCAGGGCCAAAAAGCCCGUGCAACAGCCGACUCCCAGCCCGACCUGCCUGUCACCGGAUGCGCCUUCGUUGUGCGCGCUGGCGUCAAGACCCAGGAGCCAAACGCCAAGCCAAGCAAAGGAGUCCUU
Messenger RNA from Symbiodinium pilosum, 506 nucleotides. Lineage: Eukaryota; Dinophyceae; Suessiales; Symbiodiniaceae. The record is from the annotation of a GenBank genome assembly.